This is a messenger RNA of Capsella rubella, 1517 nucleotides long. RefSeq lists its product as uncharacterized. The transcript has 3 exons. The coding region runs from base 372 to 1331 and encodes 319 amino acids. Lineage: Eukaryota; Viridiplantae; Streptophyta; Magnoliopsida; Brassicales; Brassicaceae. The record is from RefSeq and is a predicted model, not a curated record.
UAGACAGAAAGAAAGAAAGAAAGAAAAAGGUUAAUAAAGAAAGAAGUGCGCUCUUUGCUGCUUACUCUCUCCUCUGAGAGCCUCUCGCCGGUUUUCCAAACACUAAAAAGCUUUGAUACAUCAGAACCCAGAUUGUCAUUUUCCAGUUUGAAGUAUUGUUUGUGAACUUUGCCGGCAGUGAGAAUCUAACAGAGCUCAAAACGGGUGCACUCUGUUGUAUUGUGGCCUCAAGGCCACUGGUUACUAUCAAAUCAUCACCAUCCCGCAGGGGAAGGGAUAUUCCUUCAUUGAGUCAAGAUGAUACCCUGCAAUGGCGGACUAAUUUCAGCUUCUCACCUGCUGGAUAUACUAGAGACGGUUUGGAAGAUAAUAUGAGCGAUGAGGGUCACGGUUUUGAAUUGUACUCAAGCACCACCAGACAGAGAAAAAGUCUGGAGUUCAGAUUUCAGCAGUCGCCAAGAUGGGCUUCAACAUCGUCUGCUUCUGGUGGGAAUGAACAGAAACCCUGCAUUGUUAAUAGCGUACCAACAAGACCAACUAGCUCAAAUCCUCAAUGCUUGAAAGAGGAGAAUGGUUUUGAUAGAGAAAGUACAGCCAUCUCAACGAGUUUUAGGUCUUUGCUGUCUCUCUCUGAGUCGUCUGCCCCUUGGGAGACUCCAAGCAAGCAGCCUUUCAACCUUACUCACUGCUCUUACUCUCAAGUCUUCUGCAACCCGGUUUCAGAUAUAGAGAAUCCUGAACCUGAUAAUAACCAAGACGACUCAUCCACAAAUCCUGACUCCAGUCUUCUGAUGUCCAUGAGAAACCAUCAAGGCUCAGCGGUAGAUGAAGCAUCAUCAAACUCAAAUAGCAAUGACAUGUUGUUGGAUGUAGAAAGAUCCAAUCAAACAGAAGUCGAAAACCCAAAAUCCAACGAACCAGAUUCACCAACACAAGAUAGAUGCGGGGUUUGCAAGAAGCUUUUAUCUCAGAAAUCUCCAUGGUGCCCAUACAAGAUACUGAGAUCCAGAGACAUGCCAGCAGCUGGUGUUUUCCCCUGCCACCACGUCUACCAUGUUGAAUGUCUAGAUAAAGUGACUCCAACGGCUCAAACCCGAGACCCACUUUGUCCUGUUUGCUCAAACACCAUCGGAACAAUGGAGCAGCCGCUGAUAGCCCCUGAAACAUUGCAAAUGGCCCUGAGAUCUCUAAGAAGAAGCCACACAGCUCUAAGGUCAGAGACAGUAACGCCAACUUGCAACAACAACAAUCAAAGAAGACACAUUAAGAGAAGAAGUCAGAGAUGGGAAAAAAUCAGCUGCUGUCUGAAUAUAAGCUUCUUAUCUUCCUAGAAUCCAACAUGACUUGAUUUUAUUAGGUUCUUCUAUAUAACUCUUUACUUGCAUCUAAUCGUUGUUUUAACCUCUGAGAGUGUUUAGGAAACUAUAAACAGAAGCAAUAGACUUUGUACUCUGUAUUGCAGGCUACAAAGAAUUACAAAUUACAAGUUAAUUAGGAACAACAAGUAUUUGUAAUCA